AUGCAACCGUAUGCCUAUCAAGGUCGCCAUCCCAAACACUUUCAGCGGUCUGAUUUUGUCGUUGUUGACAGGGCGCCUCGACAUCUUUUGGUCCAUGUAGUCAAUGAAGACAUGAGCUUUUGGAUCCUAUGUGCACAUGCACUGCACAGUGGAUCUCCCAGUGGUGAACGUGAAACAUGGUGGCACAUGCUUUCAGAAACCAUUCAAAGGCAUGCCCAACACGACCCGCUGGUCGUCAUGAUUGACGCCAAUGCUCGCAGUGGACCUGCUGAUCAUGUCCAUGUUUUUGGGAAUGACGACGUGGCCAAUACCAACACAGCUCAUUUCAGGGAGUUUUUGGAGGAACAUCAACUAUGUACUCCUUCCACUCUCACUCUACAUGAGGGACAUCAAACCACAUGGAUGCACCCAUCAGAAGAUGCGGAAUAUCGGAUAGACUAUGUCUUAGUCCCGAUUCACUGGGUGACAGACUGCACACAAUCCUGCAGUCUGGACCACCUCGACCUGGGUCACCUGGGAGAUCAUCGUGCCAUGGCCAUCGAACUAUCAUGGCAAGAAGCUGGCCACAAGAUGAAAAAGAACCAGAAGAUCAAAUCCUAUGACCGAACAGGUAUCCUGACGGCGGAUUUGGCAAAAGGCCUUGAUGAUUAUGCUCCGCUACCAUGGCAGGCUGACAUUGAGAACCAGGUGGACCACUUCAACCAGCAUGUGCUUGAAGUCCUGCAUCAACAAUGCCCAACCAAAAGACAAGGACCAAAGAAAUCCUACAUCUCUGAGCGGACUUGGCAGCUUCGAGCCCAAAAGCUACGGCUCCAACGCACUGCCAAAGACAACAAGAAACGUCAGCAAAAGGAGUUCAUGACUCGACUUUUCCAAAGAUGGGCAGGUCGAAUCGACAGUGACCGCCAAGAACAAUCUGUACAAUUUGAAAAUUCUUUGGCAGCUCACGGCUUGAAAACACGCAUCGAGCUCUAUCUCGUCUCCAGACAGCUUCGAGGCGAAUUGACUGCUGCCAAGCGUGUGCAUGUCAAAAAGAUCAUCACGGCCCUUCCUCCGGAUUGUGCAGCUUCCACCAUACUCAACACCCUCAAGCCAGUGAUUGGACCGACGAAUCCGAAAUUACGUCGGACCUCACCACUGCCAUGGAUUUUGAAUGAACAAGGACAACCAUGUACAACCCCAACGGAGCUCACCGAUUGUUGGGCUGAAUUCUUUGGCACGAUGGAAGGAGGCCACAGAGUUAGUGCAUCCGAAUUGCGUCAGGAUUGGAUUCAAGAUCUGAGCACCUUCAUGCAGAAGGACUUGGAGCUUCGUCCUGAAGAUGUUCCAACCUUGACGGACCUUGAACAUGCAUACCGACGGGUUCGACCUCACAAAGCGGUAGGCGAUGAUCAUGUACCACCAGAACUUUGCCACAGACAUCCCGUCCAAAUGGCAAGGUUGACAUUCACACAGAUGCUCAAACUCUGUACACACGGCCAAGAAGCGCUCCAGCACAAAGGAGGCCUGCUUGUUGCAGCCUGGAAGCGCAAGGGACCACAGAAUUUAUGUUCUUCAUACAGGUCCUUGCUCAUCAGCUCUCAUGUAGGGAAGACGCUACAUCGAGCGGUCCGUGACCAUCAAGCAAAUGUCUACGAGGCAUUCCUCCAACAUCAACAGGUCGGAGGGCGACGCCAUUUCCCAGUCACCAUGGGAGUGCACUAUCUUCGAUCCACUGCACGUAUGGCUCGACAGGCGAAGAGAUCUCACGCCAUGAUCUUCCUGGACCUUCAGGAAGCAUUCUAUCGAGUCCUUCGACCCAUCGCCAUUGGUGGCGUCAUCACGGACACCCUGCUGGCAUCCAUUGCGGAGAGAUUGAGACUCCCUAUAGAUGCAGUCAGUGACCUACAUCAACUCCUUCAGUUGCCCGCAGCAACGGAAAUGGCUGGACUUCCACCACACCUAUCGAGAGCACUACAAGCGCUACAUACCAACACACAUUUUCGAGUACAUGGCCAGACUGAUGCCACCCACACUCGGGUAGGCACUCGACCGGGCGACCCUUUUGCGGACGUGGUGUUUGGGUACAUGUUUGCCCGUUUGCUGACUACGGUCGAGCAGAAGAUGCAGGACCUCGACAUCUUGGAGACCAUCAAUGAUGUGAGUACACCUGGCCUUUUCCUGGACCUUCAUGCAGGGCCCAUGCAUCAGCACUCCAUUUUGGGGCCAACCUGGAUGGACGACCUCUGUAUAACAGUGACGUCCACCACAGCCCAUGGAGUAGAACAUAAAGCAGGACUGGCUGCGAGUGUGCUUCUGGAGACGUGCAUGAAUCAUGGAGUCACUCCCAAUCUCCAGAAAGGGAAGACAGAGAUACUCCUAUCCUUCAGAGGACAAGGUUCCAGGGCACUCAAGCAGAAAUACUUCAGUCCACAACAAGGCCAGAGGAUGAUGAUCCUGACUGAGUAUGGCACCCACUACAUUUCUGUCGUGGGCGACUACACCCAUCUAGGUGGCCUGACACACCACAGCGGCACAUGUCGUAAAGAGAUGAGAAGACGCAUUGCCAUUGGCAACAACGCAUUCAAUCUCCAUCGAAAAUUGCUCUUUCAGAACCGGGCCCUUUCGGCCGACAAAAGAACCCAACUUUUCAUGACCCUCGUGACCAGCAAGAUAUCCUAUGGAACGGAAUCUUGGAUUCUGGACGAUGUCAGAUCCAAAACCUAUUUCAAUGGAGCUAUCCUUCGUCUUUACAGAAGGUUGUUGAAGUGCGCACCAGACAGUGCCAUUCCAGAUGAUGAAAUCCUUGUGCAGACCCAACUACCAGCUCCAGAAGAUCUUCUCCGGAUAUCAAGGCUGCGCUAUGUUGGACUGCUCUACCGCUGUGAAGAGGUCACGCCCUGGGCCCUCAUCCGAGCGGAUACACAAUGGAUCCAACAGAUCAAAGAGGAUCUACAAUGGCUCUGGCGUCUCGUUGAGCACACCACCAAAUUGCGCAAUCCAGAGGAACAUUUCCCUGCUUGGGAAUAUGUGCUCCGCUACCAUCGUAGUUACUGGAAGACUUUGCUUCAACGUGGACUUCAAUUGUCACAGCUCCAUCGACAAGAUGACAUGCUUCUACGUCGCCUUCAUCAUGACAUUCUUGGACACCUGGCGCACUGGGGACCGCUUCAAUUUGCACCAGUACGACCAAAUAUUCCAAUUGAACAUCAGACUGGCUACUAUGGUUGCAUGUCGUGCGGCAUUCGAUGCAAGUCAAAAGCUGGUGAGGGAGCACAUCUCUUCAAAGUCCAUGGUAUUUGUGCGCGAGAACGCCAUUGGAUCACCCACACUGGCUGUGAAGUAUGUCUUAAAGAAUAUCAUUCAUUUGAUAAAUUGCAGGCACAUCUUCGUCGGUCGGAUCAAUGCCGAGCACAACUAUGCACGAGGGCAACGCAGACCCCGAUCAUGCCAGGUAUUGGCUCCAGAGACAAUGCCAUUCUGAAAGCGCAACAUGAUGAUCUACUCCCUGUUCAACAAGCAGCAGGUCCACGAACACUCCAGAAGCCUCCAGGUGAAAUUGACCUACAUCAUGUUCACCUAUUUGAGCAACUCAUUCUGCUGAUCAUGGACUCUCCUGUACUUGUGACAGGUGAUUUGCAACAUCGGAUGAGAACAUGCAUCCAGACGUAUGACAUCAGUUGGACGCAAACGCAGCUCACCCUCCGACAUGUGCAUCAAGCGAUUUCCUUGUUAGAGGAGUAUGAUGCUGCGACACCACGGGCUACUGCACUAUCAGCGCUGGAGUUUCUUUUGGAGCCCUCGGCAUGGGGAUUUCUCACUGAGAUCCGGUAUGAGACUGCAGGCACAGAGCAUCUCCAUCACCUUGAUCUUUAUGAGCAAUGGUGCUGCGACUUGGCCACUGCCCCAUCACCGUGGAGACCAACCUUAACCUGCCCGCGACCAGUCUUUCGAGAACGAGUAGUCCUUCAUGCCUACUCGGGUCGAAGAAGGCCAGGGGAUUUCCAGUGGUUCCUUGACGCACUGGGUCGCCAGCAGAAAUUAGAAGGUUUUUAUGUAGUUUCCCUUGAUAUCGUAAUAGAUUCUACAUGGGGCGACAUUGGCAAUCAGAAGACACAGAGCUUCUGGCUUGAGUCGAUGCGUGCUGGCUUCGUGAUCGGGUUCCUCAGUGGGCCCCCCUGUUGCACAUGGUCUGUGGCGCGAGGGAAGCAUGUGGCUGGCUCGCACAGACGAGGUCCUCGAGUCCUUCGCACGGCAUCAGCACUGUGGGGCUUCCAUUCGGUCUCUCUCAAGGAGAAACGACAGCUCAUGGAUGGACAUCUACUCCUUGGCUUUAGCCUCAAGGCAAUGGUAGUCCUGUCCACCGUGGAGAGCUGUGGGGCUUUGGAGCAUCCGGCCGAACCCGCCGAUGAUCAAGCAGCGAGCAUCUGGCGGCUGCCCAUUGUCCAAAUGAUUGCCACUUUGCCAGGGUUUCGCCAUUAUGAGUUUGCGCAGGGAUUACUGGGAGCAGAUAGCGCCAAGCGCACAGGCUUGCUGUCUUUGAACCUUCCUGACCUGCCGAAGUUCCUUCGAGCCAACGCGGUAUGUGCUCACCUUCCACGAGCCCAAACCAUUGGCGUCGACGAGAACGGCCAGUUUCGAACAGCGAAACUGAAGGAGUAUCCUCCUGCUUUAUGUAAAGCGCUAGCAGAGGGAUUUUUCUCACAUUUUCCACCACCCGAAGAGGUGGUGAAGGUAGUUUUGGCCUUUGAAGCCACCGUCUAUGCGGCUGGAGGUUUCUCGAUUUCCAAAGCUGCUCUGGAAAUGGCUGGUCGCAUCCGUUUGUUGUUGGGCGCCACUGCAUGGGCCUGGUUGCUACCUUGGGCUGCUGAGCUGAACUGCCGCUGCAACGCUGAGCCCCAAAACCUGGCGCAUCCGGCGUCCUCCACGGCGCUGCUGGCGCUGCAACAAGGCUACACUUUGGCUUUCUUUGUGAGUGGUUUUUUCGCUCUCCGGGAGAUCUGCGUUAUCCUACGGGGAGAACCUCCCUCUGCGCUGGACAGGUCGCAAAGGCCACGCUUUGGUGAUUGCUUGCCCAGCAAUGCUGUGCUUGGUGGUCAAUUUCGCUUGGACAAGGCGGAGUUGGAAGCCAGCGGUCGAGCCAUUUUCAUCCCCAGCAGACCCCGUGCUGGCUUGGAUCUAUCCUCUGGCCUAGCCUUGGUGUCUCACCUCUUUGGUGCCUUCGUCUUGCGCGGUCGCGGUAUGACGGGGCCGUGGAUGUUGGGCGGCUGCGGGGCAUUGGCAGCACGGAGGCUUGGGAGCGUUUGGGACGCUGCUUGUAGCGGAUCAGAGGUGCCCCGACUGUUGUGUCGAAGCGGUGAACUCUGGUGGUUGCUGUGUGCACUUUGGCAGUUGCAGGAAUGCGAAGCCUAUGCUGGAGGGGUGCUCCCACAAUGUUUGGGCGAGUGA
Messenger RNA from Cladocopium goreaui, 5427 nucleotides. The record is from the annotation of a GenBank genome assembly. Lineage: Eukaryota; Dinophyceae; Suessiales; Symbiodiniaceae.